Molecule: messenger RNA, 225 nt
Organism: Fusarium odoratissimum NRRL 54006
Lineage: Eukaryota; Fungi; Ascomycota; Sordariomycetes; Hypocreales; Nectriaceae
Exons: 3
Coding region: 1-225 (74 amino acids)
Source: RefSeq, a predicted model, not a curated record
AUGGCUUCUGUUAACCAACGAAAAACUCUGGAUGGUGAACGACAGCGCGUGGGAGAGCUGGUGCAACCACCCAGAGAGGUUUCACACCAGCCUCCCGGCCAGCGACACCUUGACGGAGAUUGGUUCCGUGAACCUUCUUUCCGCCCUGUUGUGAAAUACUCAGCCACUUUGCAUAACAAUCUGUUCAACUCCGUCCACCGUCUGCGGAUAGAAUCGAUAGACUGA